Molecule: messenger RNA, 1128 nt
Organism: Nicotiana tabacum (common tobacco)
Lineage: Eukaryota; Viridiplantae; Streptophyta; Magnoliopsida; Solanales; Solanaceae
Source: RefSeq, a predicted model, not a curated record
AUGGUAGAGAUCAGGGGUAUGCUUCAACAACUCAUUGGGACAAAUGGUAAGAUGCAGGAAAAGUUGGCAGUGCAUGAUUCAGCUAUAAAGAACAUUGAAACUCAGUUGGGGAAGCUGUCUAUUGCUUUAAACAACCACCCCCAGGGAACAUUGCCAGCAGACAAAAACAUUAACCCUAAGGAACAAAACCCAAAUAAGCUGAUGGCAGUGAGUCUCCGGAAUGGGAGAGAUUUAGACAAAGAGCAGGAAGUUGCACAAGCCAGCAAAGAGACUACGCCAGCCACUCCAGUUCCACUAGAGGUAGAUGAACCAGAAGAACUUACUGAAGUAGUGGUUGAACAGGGUCAGUAUGAAAAGGGUAAGGGUAAGGCUAAGAACCCCAAUAGAGAGAAACCAGCAAGCAGUGCACAAAGGGUCAUACCUGGGCCAUUCCCUCAGAGACUGGUAAAACAAAAGAAGGACGAUCAAUACAGGAAAUUAAUGGAGAUGCUGCAUAAAAUUCAGUUGAAUAUUCCUUUGAUGGAUGCCUUGAGGGAGAUGCCAGGCUAUGCGAAGAUGAUGAAGGACCUAAUGUCACGGAAGUUUGAUUUUCAGGACCUAUCCACAGUGACUCUAACGCAGACCUGUAGCGCAGUAGUGACAAGACCUAUGGCUCAAAAGAUGUCUGACCCAGGUAGCUCUAUUAUCCCAUGCACUACUGGGAAUUAUGCCUUGGCAAAGGCAUUAUAUGACUUAGGAGCCAGCAUAAAUUUGAUGCCUCUGGCUAUAUACACCAAACUGGGCAUUAGCAAAGCUAGACCGACUUCGAUGUUGUUGCAACUAGCUGACCGCAUGGUUAAAAGUCCAACUGGGAUUCUUGAUGAUGCUUUGGUACAAGUGGGGAAGUUUUUGUUCCCUGCAGACUUUGUUAUUCUGGAUUGUCAGCAAUCGAUGAGGAGACCCAGUGAAUAUCCUAAUUGCUCCCUAGUGGAAGCAGUGGAUGUGAUCCUACACGAAGAUGAUGUGACCCUGACUAUUAAAGAUCCAUUGGAGGCAUGCCUGACAAAUUUAGAGGAGAUGGAUGGUAAAGGGUUAGCUGAGUGGGUCAUGGAACUUGAAGGCCAAGGAUUCUGGAAAAGGGAAUCUUAG